Boleophthalmus pectinirostris (great blue-spotted mudskipper) is the source of this 1658-nucleotide messenger RNA. It is a transcript of the gene pus3, whose product is annotated as pseudouridylate synthase 3. Bases 200 to 1543 code for a protein of 447 amino acids. Lineage: Eukaryota; Metazoa; Chordata; Actinopteri; Gobiiformes; Gobiidae. The record is from RefSeq and is a predicted model, not a curated record. The transcript is spliced from 5 exons. Gene Ontology annotation, cellular component: nucleus; cytoplasm. Gene Ontology annotation, molecular function: RNA binding; pseudouridine synthase activity. Gene Ontology annotation, biological process: mRNA pseudouridine synthesis; tRNA pseudouridine synthesis.
UCGGUCCCGCAUCAAGACGUGAACCAGCGUGUGUCACACGGCAGGUUGGAGAAAACUUCUGCAACAUCUCUCAAAACUACAGUAAUUUGAUUAAUUAUGACAUUUUUAGAAAAUGCUUAGUUCAGCAAUUAUUGUUUGAUUGUAAUCGGUGUUGUAAGUUGUAAGAGUUCGCUAUCGGGUCAUAGAUUUACCACAGAACAUGAGUGAUGCUAAAGAUGAGACGGACAAGUCCAAUAAUAAACAGAAGAAAGAAGGCAAGAAACGUCCUUUUGAUUUCUCACUUCACCCCAAGCGCCACGUGGCUCUGAGAUUGGCCUACCUGGGAUGGGACUACCAGGGCUUUGCAGUUCAGGAAAAUACAGAUAACACAGUGGAGGCCAGACUCUUUGAAGCGCUCCUCAAAACAAGACUCAUCCAGGACCGACAGAGUUCAAACUAUCACCGCUGUGGACGCACGGAUAAAGGAGUCAGUGCAUUUUCUCAGGUCAUAAGCAUCGACUUGCGUUCAAACCAGUUUUGUGGAGGACUGGGUGUGAUAGUCCCUGAAAAUGUGGAUGUUGCGACUGCCAAGGACAAAGUAGCGAUUCCAGAGCUUCCAUAUGUAAAGAUGCUGAACAGAGUGCUGCCUCCGGACAUAAGAGUGUUGGACUGGUCUCCUGCUGCAGUGGGCUUCAGUGCACGUUUUGACUGUCAGUCCAGAACAUAUAGAUACUAUUUCCCCAGAGGCUGCUUGGAUGUGGAUCUUAUGGCUGAAGCUGCAAAAAGAUAUGAAGGAACACAUGAUUUCCGUAACCUGUGUAAAAUGGAUGUUGGUAACGGAGUGCUCCAGUUUGAGAGGACCAUUCUGUCUGCUUCAGUGAGACCAGCAAAACCACAGUCAGCCAACAAUGCAGACCCAUACGAGCUCUUUAUCUUUGAGAUUAAAGGACUAGCCUUCCUUUAUCACCAGGUGCGGUGCAUGAUGGCAGUGCUUCUUUUAAUAGGGCAAAAACUGGAAGACCCUAAUAUAAUUGACCAACUUAUGGAUGUUACGAAAAACCCCAGGAAACCACAGUACAAGUUAGACAUUUUUUAUACAAUUGCUAUAUUUUGUUGCUAUUUCUUAUUGAUAAUAAUUUUCUGCACCUUUUCUAGCAUGGCAGUAGACUACCCUCUUGUCCUGUUCGAUUGUCAUUUUGACGGUUUGAGCUGGACACAAGAGAAAGAGGAAGUGAGCUACACUUUGGCCACGUUACAGCAACACUGGACACAGAGUGCAGUUCGAGCCAGUGUCCUGUUUGGCAUGCUCCAGGAUUUGGAAGCAAAAGGUGCUGAGCCACCAAACCACUGCUUGCUUCUUGAAGGUUCGAGACAGAAGAAUUAUAAACCCUUAUUAGAGCGCCCAUGCUGUGAGAGCCUGGAGUCAAGGAUAACUCAUUUUGUGAAAAGGGGCAGACUGGAACGGGAAGGAGAGAACGGGGAUGAAACUGUUUACAAAGGAAAACGUUCAAAACAUUCGCAUAAUUCUUCCAGUUCUUCAACAGACUCUGGAAAUAAAUCAUAAAGCUGCAAUCUUUUACGAUUUUGUGUCAGAAUGCUUUCAAAGUAUAUAUUUUAAGUUGUUUUAAUUUCAUGCAGCUCUUACUUUUGUUUAAUGUGAAUAAACAAAAAGUUGGGAA